UUGUUGAUAUGACGGUCUCCCGUUGUGUCUGACGCUGUCAAAACUGAACUGUCAUAUUGAAUGCACACACUCACACACAUUCGCACAAAGUGUUUUUUUAUCUGGGCGGGCGUAAAGAAAAACUCCCAACGGCAAGUAAGAAACGAACGCAAAGCCAUGGCCGCAACUCUAAAGCCUUACCUGACCGCGGUUCGUCACACCCUCACGGCCGCAAUGUGCUUGAGCAAUUUCUCGUCCCAGGUCGUCGAACGGCACAACAAACCUGAAGUAGAGGUCCGCAGCAGCAAGGAACUCUUGCUAACCCCGGUUGUGAUAUCGCGUAAUGAAAAGGAACGGGUACUGAUAGAAACGAGCGUCAAUUCGGUGCGUAUCAGUAUUGCCGUCAAGCAGGCGGACGAAAUUGAAAAGAUCCUUUGCCACAAGUUCACCCGGUUCAUGAUGAUGCGGGCAGAAAACUUCAUCAUACUGCGACGAAAACCAAUCGACGGCUACGAUAUCAGCUUCCUCAUCACUAACUUUCACACCGAGCAGAUGUACAAGCACAAACUGGUAGACUUCGUUAUCCACUUCAUGGAGGAAAUCGAUAAGGAGAUCAGCGAGAUGAAGUUGGCCGUCAAUGCCCGAGCGCGUAUUUGUUCGGAGGAGUUCCUGAAGCGAUUUUAAUUUCGUUUCAGUGGUUACAUUCCAACUUUCCGUGCAUGUCUACUUUCCCUUUUUGGCCAGCACUUGUACUGUUCUAUUAAAGAAUGUUUAGUUUCACCGCAAACUAGCCAAACGUAUUUAGAAGUAGCGGCAAUAAAACGUGGUAUAAGCGAAACGUGUAUUAAUUCAUUCGAAUCCCACAUUGAACCGUAUUACAAGGAGGAAAUCUGUCCUGAGGAAUUUCACCAUCAAACAAGCUAAUCGCGAAUGUCAUUAAGUUCAUAAUUUUAUCUACGACAGGAAUUUAUAACUUCAGUUAUGAAGAGACAGAAAUAUAAAGUUUAUAACACACGAAAGAACGUACGACAACACA
This is a messenger RNA of Anopheles funestus (African malaria mosquito), 1015 nucleotides long. RefSeq names its product actin-related protein 2/3 complex subunit 4 (gene Arpc4). The transcript is spliced from 3 exons. Gene Ontology annotation, biological process: actin filament polymerization; Arp2/3 complex-mediated actin nucleation. The record is from RefSeq and is a predicted model, not a curated record. Gene Ontology annotation, cellular component: Arp2/3 protein complex; actin cytoskeleton. The coding region runs from base 61 to 663 and encodes 200 amino acids. NCBI's taxonomy places the organism in Eukaryota, Metazoa, Arthropoda, Insecta, Diptera, Culicidae. Gene Ontology annotation, molecular function: actin filament binding.